AUGAUGUCAUCAUUGUGCGCAACCCUCCGUCCCUCUGUCACGUUUGCCGUCUAAUGCUCGUGACUCAGAGGCUUUUGUUUGGACGCCGCUGAGCUGCGAACCCACCGGCUGUGUCGGCCGUGAUCGAACCGGGAACCGUCAGCCGAACCUGAGCAUGGAGGCCGCGGAGGAGAAGACGGGCUCCGUGUCCGCGGCUCACCUCCGGGCGGAGAAGCGGCGCCGGAAGCUGCUGCAGAACUCGGAGGACAGGAUGAACAGGAUCGUGGGCUUCACAAAAAACGACCCCGAUAGCAGCGGAGCCUCCCUGCGUCCCACAGAACCCCGCUUCCACCUGGAUCUCGACAGGACGGAGCCGUGGUCCUCGUCCGUGCCGUCCCCGAGGCCGUCCCCCUUCCUGUCGGAGACCCCCGGCGCCCGCUCCCACACCGCCACCCCGGAGAGGAGGGGCUCCCCUCUGCCCGACUUCAGCCAGCCCCGCAGGGCGUCUCUGGAGGACGACUUCGGGGCUGGCCUCCGACUGAGAACAAAGGGCGAGGAGGCCAGCGGCUCCCCGCGCCGAGGCCUCCAGCAGUACUUAUCUCGCUUCGACGACGCUAUGAAGCUGCGGAGUCAGCUGGCCAAUGAGAAGCCGGCUCAGGAGGGCGGUUCUGAUGUAGAGGAGCUGGAUCCAUUUAGGGUCUUCAGGCUCAUCGGCAGCAUCCUGCUCGCUGUUUUCGUCAGGGCUUUUGUCUGCAAGUAUCUGUCAAUAUUUGCUCCAUUUCUGACCCUUGAGCUGGCCUACAUGGGAUUGUUCAAAUACUUUCCAAAGGUGGAGAAGAAGACCAAAACGACCGUGCUGACCGCCGCCCUGCUGCUGUCCGGCAUCCCUGCCGAAGUCAUCAACCGCUCCAUGGACACCUACAGGAGGAUGGGGGACGUCUUCUCAGAUCUCUGCGUUUACUUCUUCACCUUCAUCAUCACCCACGAGAUCCUGUCGCUCUUUGGCUCAGAGACUCCCUGACACAAGCCCGACACAGCUUCUUCUUGUCGUCGCCCCCCCCUCCCUCUUUUGUCCCCCUCACACCAACAAGGCUUACGUGGUGGCGCCCUCUGGUGUUUCCCCCUGUUGUUUACAUUCUGCUGCCUUAUGAUCAGGGCUGCACCCUGGAUGAGCUCUUCAGGUUCUAAUGUGAUCAGAGUCCAGUGUAAAUACCAGACCUGCAUGUUGAUGUUACUGCGUACAGAAGCUGGGGAAGCAGUUGGACUUUUUUUUUUUGUUUGUUUGUUUUAUGGCCGGGUCCAUCUUUUGUGCUCAUAUUACAGUUGACUCUUAAAUAGCAGAAAUGUUCUGCAUCGUUUUAAGUGUUUAAACAAAGUUCUGUUGGAAGAAAUACUCUAAUCUCUAAACAAGUUUACUGAAAAAGUAAUUACUGUGCUGCACAACUAACUUGCUGAGUGUCUGACCAGCUUCAAGCACUAAACUCGUAACGAUUGCUGAGAAAUGCUGUGAAAUAGCCCCCCCCCCUCAGCUGACAUUCACAUGAAGUAUCUGUUUGCUCAGUGUUACUCCACCCGUCUCAUAAGCUGCAGCGUUUCAAACAAAACUUUAAGUUUGAGCCGAAAUUAAAACAAACAUACUGUGGCAUUGGCUGCUGUUAUCCAUCUGUUGAUGAUGCAAAGUUCAUCGCAUCGGUCAGUGGGCCGCACGAUAGUAGAAAAACAUUCAGGCGCAGUGUUGUUGAUAAAUAUCACUAUAACAAUUUCAAUAUGUAUGCGCUCUUUCAUUUCGAUGUUCACGUUGUCCCGCUUCAAUCCGUGUCAGGUGUGAACAUCAAGGGCGGCAAAAAAAACUCCUUGCUGCUGGUUAAAUAGGGUUCUGGCAUGCAGAGUGUAAUGCAUGGCGUCACAGGAGUCCGUUUGGCCUGCACCUGCAGAGCUGUGAGGACUGCCAUUUGAUAAGUAGUGCAGCUCUACUACCUGCUUCAACAGAUACAGUUUGCUCUGCAACGAGAUGCCGCGUGAUUGGUCUCUACUAAUUGUUUACAGUCAGUAAUCAGCGUCAACCUGUAGACCAGAAACUGUCACCUUUGGAGCUUCGAACAACAUUUGUGAACGUCCACCUUAGCCUCAAGUCUUUUUGACGCCUCCAACGGGUUUUCCUCCCUUUCUUUAGCUCCAUCCCUCCAUCAGCGCUGAGCGAUGUCUCUGUCCCUGCUGUGAAACGGCUUCCCCACAGCAUGAUGCUGCCACCGCCGUGUUUAAAAAUAAGGAUGGUGUGUUUAUGCUGAUGUGCAGUGUUGGGACUUCUUGUGGGUUUCUUUCAGCAACACCACUUCCUCCAUAAAGGCCUAGAUUUGCAGAGUGAACACCUUAUAGUUGUCCUGUUAUUUAUCUAAUAAGCCUGUAAACAUAAUAUAGGAUGCAUUCUGUUAUCAGAACCUGCUCUGUCAUGUUAAUGAGACUCUGCAAGUCAGACUAUUAACUUUUUAACUAUUAGCUGCAUUAAUAGUUACUGUCAUAUUGGUUGUUUUCCCAAAGAAUUGUUGUGGUACAGUAAAUCUUCAUAUUAUUUUCAAAUUUAGAUAAAUGUAUUUUUGAGCCCUGUGCUGAGAUUCUAAUUCUGUGGACGUUUAACAACUAAAUGUGUUUAAACGUUAUGCAUCAGCAGCAGGUUGCUCAGAGUUGUUUUAGUUUAAUUUGAGCGCGUAAAACCCAAACGAGGAUCAGAAUCCAUAUCCAAUAGAAAUAGGACAUCACAAAGUCUUCCGAAAAACCUAAACUAUCACAUUAAAUGGUUCAUUUGACCCUUUUAUAUGAUGAGCCAUCUCCAUACUUUGAUGACAUACUGAUAACACUAGCUUGGUUAAUUUAAAUAGUGGAGAAAUGUGUUGUUCUUUCCGAUCCGUUAGUCGUGGAGGUGAUUGAGAUCAAGAACUUCAUGUUAAAUGUUGGAAGUAAAAAACGUGGAAGAAAUGGAGGAAAUGGCAUCUCCUGUUUGUAGGACACAUCUGUAGUUUUUCAUUUGAGGGGUUAAAACCACAUGUAGGCUUUUGUCUUUAGAUGAUUAUAUCUCUCCAUCCUUCAGCCGAAGCCGUUAAACGUCUGAUUAAUAACUAGUGAAUGUAGAUUAUUUGUGUUAGCAGCUGCUGUUCUUGUCCAGGGUCCAGAGAGGGGGGCUAACCUGCAUUAAGAACAUGUUUUUUUUUUCCUCCAAAGAAGCAUUUAGCAGUGGAACAUGUAGAUUACUAUAACAUUGCGUGUCUGUGUGCUUAUGUCUGCGGUACAUUUCAGGUGUGAUGGGAAUGUUUCUUGUUUUUUUGUCAGCUUAGUGUGAGCCAGUGGGUAUUUGUGAGCUUACUGGUGUUUGAUGAUCCUGGUGACUUCCUUCAAGACUUUUGUACAGUAUCUUCUCUGCAGUCAUGUCCAUGCUUCAUCUUCUAAUUUAAUCCUAAAUUAAUAUAUUAAGGUUAUUUUUUUCCCCCAUGUAAAUUAUUUGGUGUGAUUUAUUCUACAUCUUGUCAAAUAUUUUUUUGAUAAAUUUACUUAAAAACAGUUUUUAUUGGCUGUUGUAGUAUCGCUAGGAUGGGUUUAAAGCCAUGUGUUUCGAACUGAACAGUUCAUACCAAAUAAACGGCCCCUUGUGUGACUUA
Fundulus heteroclitus (mummichog) is the source of this 3629-nucleotide messenger RNA. RefSeq names its product calcium modulating ligand (gene camlg). Gene Ontology annotation, biological process: tail-anchored membrane protein insertion into ER membrane. The transcript is spliced from 4 exons. Lineage: Eukaryota; Metazoa; Chordata; Actinopteri; Cyprinodontiformes; Fundulidae. Gene Ontology annotation, cellular component: GET complex. The record is from RefSeq and is a predicted model, not a curated record. The coding region runs from base 155 to 1000 and encodes 281 amino acids.